AUGGAGUUGGACAAUAAAUUAGCAACGACUGGCUCGAGAGAUACAGUUACAAGUCUAUAUAGAAGACACGAGGCGAAGUUCCUCGAUCAUUCAUCUUUGGAUAUGAAGAAGAUGAUACGCGCAUUAAUUUCAGUGCUUUUAGCAAGUCUGUCGAUCCAUUCGGUCUUGCCUCAAGUGAUGUCAUAUGCGAAAGUGUCGAGGAACGGUCAAGAGGACGUGGACACGAGGAACGAUGAUCCGUGGAUCGUCAGUAAUGGAACGCAAAGCGAAUCGAGGAGUAUCAAGAACAUAGCUAUCACUAUGUCGCCUGUAUACAUCUCACCGAAAAUUCAAAAUUUAAAGAAUGGCGAAGCGAUUAAUUAUCCCUCUGUUGGAAGAUACUCAACAUUGGACCACGAAUUAUUAGCACAAUUGAACACAAAGAACGCAAAGAAACAGAUUCAGGACAGAUAUCAUCCAUCACCGCUUAGCUUCAAAAACAAGGAACCAUCGAACGAUAUGAAGGAAAACUCGAAACCUGCCAAUCGUCCAAGCAGCCCACCAAGUGGCCCACCAAAUGGCCCACCAAGUGGCCCACCAAGUGGUCCACCAAGCGGUCCACCAAGCGGUCCACCAUCAUCUUCGAGCAUGUUCGACUUUUCUAAGCCAACGUUUUCAGAGAGCUACGACUAUAAACCACCAGAUUACUUAAGCAGUAAGCCGAUUUCGAAACCGCCAGAUUACCUCGGCGACAAGCCGAUCUCGAAGCCAAUGUCGAUGGACGACUACGCAGAUUCUGAGAUAAGUGACAAGCCACCAGAUUCCUACAAACCGGAUUCCUACAUGGCGUCCCACGAUUCCGACUACUCCGAUUAUCAGCCGGACACGUCUUACAACAAUGAUUCACCGAAACCGAUCGAGUAUUCCGGCCAUUUGGAUCAUCCGCCAUACGACGACCACCAUUCUUACGGCCACCAUCAUCACGACUUCCAUCACGAGGUGAUCUACGACCACAUACCGGAAUACCACACCGAGCAACCGGAAAUGAACGAUCAGAGGCUCGACAAGAGGCCAUACUCUUAUUACUACAUAGGCAAGAAGCUUUGGUACAUUCCACUGUAUUUCAGCAUCUAUUUCAUCAUAUACAUCGCUGCCCUGGUAUUGAAGAGCAUCGCAAGGCACAAGAUCACGUUCCCCGCGCAUUUGGCCGAUGCUGUGAAUCACGAUCACGGCAGAUCGUACAACGAUUUCAGCUGGUGGGAUUUCGCGGGUGAAGCGUUGCAGAGUGUCGAGAGCUUUGCCGAGAAGUAUGGACAAAUUUUUUAGAUUGAUUUCUAAUCAUUUGAAUGACUUGGACGAGUUGCAGCGGGGAGGAUUGAUUUCGAUGAGUCAGUUUUACCAUAUAUUUGGAAAUGAGAAUUUGAUCGCGCGAUAUUAGAGUUAUAUUAGAUCGUGUGACGAAUCAUUAUUACGUUUGAACAUAUUACACGAUCUAAUGUUAUGAUAUUGCGGUGAAUGUUUCGAUAAUAUCACAUAUACACAAAUCGCAUGUUAUUAAAUUAAGUUGGUGGAAUUCUAAUUUUGACAACAUACCGAAUCCACUGUUUGUUUGUAAUAUAUAUUUAGUAAGUAAUAUAAAUAAGACGUACGUAUUACAGUACGAGCAAUAAUUUUGUACGUGUAAAUAUUAUAAGUUUUUUGUAAAUAAUGUAAUAUUUAUAUAAAAGUGUAAGAAUAAUUUUACGCCAUUCAUAUAUAUAGUAAUUAUAACAUGAAAAUGAAAAUUUAUGCCAAUUCUUUACUACGUUAUGUAUUCCAGCUUCAAAAAACAAAAUUUGUUUAAACGAUAAAAAUUUACGAAACAAAUUAUGCUUCCACCAAUAACUUUUCUCUAUAAUCUUAAAUAUUUCCUUACGUGCAUACUAGACAGAAGAGUGAAAUUGCUAUAAUUCCAUCAUUUCAAAAGAAACUACUCUAAUAAAAAUUUAUUCAAAUUACUUUUCUACUCUAUUCUUUAUCCUAAUUUGGAGAAAUCAAAUAUAUCCAAGCCUGAUCUUCAAUCGAAUAAUGAAUAAAAUUUAAUUUAUCUUAAAUAAUAAUAGCAGCUGCGAUCAUUUGGCGCGCGAUCGAUUCCUAAAUUCCUGAGAAACAAGCGUAUUCGGUUAUGACUGUUUCUUACAAUCUCGUGACGAGCGGUGGGACAAGUUUUUGGCGGGAUAACGAGCCGGAAUUUGUCAGUAUCGGCGAAAUCGAAAGAAUUACUGGAAACGGCACGAGAAUUCUAAUAGUCUCGCAUUCCUAUUGACCAAUUACGCCCUUUUGAUUCAUCCCUGCUUUCAUUCCACGUAUGAUUCCAUGAUUUCGUACAUGGAAUACGAAUCAUCAUCCUUUCAUAUCACAUUUUCGCGAAUUUUAUAUACGCACGUUGUAUUUUUCAUACAAUGAGAACACGCGAAUAUUCAUUUUCGUUCAAUAGAGAAAGAAGAAAGAAGUGUAAAAAAAAAAUGGAUCGUCUUGAAUGAAUCCAUGCUUUAAGCUUGUUUUAGAUUUAUUUAUUUCUUUUU
Apis laboriosa (Himalayan honeybee) is the source of this 2543-nucleotide messenger RNA. RefSeq lists its product as uncharacterized. NCBI's taxonomy places the organism in Eukaryota, Metazoa, Arthropoda, Insecta, Hymenoptera, Apidae. The record is from RefSeq and is a predicted model, not a curated record.